UAUUUAGACAAAUUUUCUAUAUUAUGACUUGCGUCCUGGUGUUGAAUUUGUGACGACUCUUUACAGGGUUUCCAACAUGUUUUUGUAUUUGUUCGUUUUUUCUCCUACACGACCUGAACGCAGCGCAGUAUCUUCAGUAUGAACUCCCCGUCGUCCCUGCACAUCCCACAAUGCUGUGCGGCGAAGCCUCGCUGCCUUUACGUUAGAGAUCAGCUGAGCCCGUUCAUCGCUGCAGUCACAGAGCGCACUGCUGCCAGCGGCUCGGGAUCGGAGCGGCUCGGCGCUGCUCGGCAUCUCUCUGCUCGGGUUCGGACAUCAUCUUAAACCCCCCCUGAUCGGCAGGAGAAGGGGCUUUUUACAACCCCUGCAAGAAUGUGACUCUUAUUUCUACCCGUUUUUGAUUCUUAUUUUUUUUUUUACCUCGGUAAAUGGCUCGGUAAAUUGCGGAUCGAGUAGACGUUUUGAUCACAUUGUUUUUCUAUUAUUUCGUUCAUCAUCUGUGCCCCUCAGUGCGGAAUACACCUGGACUGGUUUCAGGGUAACCGACUGGGGCUGGGAGAUUCCUCUUUUUUUUUUUUUUUUUUUAACCGGGAGUGGGCAAUAAUAUGUCCAGGCGAAAACAGACCAACCCCUUCAAAGUUGACUGGCCAUUCCACACUUCAGGCAUCGCAGGACUACAACAUACUAUUAACAUGGAUGGCAGGGACGAAUUCACCGAAGACAGUGAAUGCUGCAGCAACAACUCCCAGGAAAUCCAAGGGCAGGAUAGCCUCUCAGACAGCGAUAGCGACCCUGACAACCACGGUGAAGACUCGUCCUCCAACACCUCUGCCGACGACCACAUGACCACCAAGAGAACGCAGUGCCGCCUACAAGGAGCGGGAGUCAAAGAGAGCGAGGAAGGGGCAGACCACGGCAACAACUUUGUUUGUCCUCUCUGCACGCUGGAUUUUAGCAGCCCUGAAAAGCUCAUCUCUCAUGUCUACCAGCACACGACUAUGAUGAGCAACACCAAGAGCUAUGUGUGCCCAGUGUGUGGGCGAGCCCUGAGUUCGCCUGGCUCACUUGGACGGCAUCUUCUCAUCCACUCCGAGGACCGCCUCUCCAACUGCGCUGUCUGUGGUGCACGCUUCACAGACACCAACAACUUUAACAGGGAGAAGCUUAAAGAUGUCCUUGACACAACCAGGAUGGAUGUCGGUGGAAGGGACCCCUGCUCCCUGUCUCAGUCUCUCUCCAGCAGCCCCAUGAGCAGCCCGGGCCCCGGCUCUCACCCCUGCCACGGACCGGGACCAGGACCUAGCCCCAGCCCCAGCUCAUGUCAGGGUCCUCGCUCAUGUCAAGCGCCUGAACCCAAUCCCAACCUAUGUCAAGCCCAUCGUACCUGCCAGGGACCGGGCCACAUCUUGAACCAGUGUCAAGGGCCUAGACCAUGUCACGGUCCAGGGUCUGGACCAUGCUCUGGCCCAGGACCUUGUCCAGGCUCUGACCAAGGACCCUCCUUUCCUUCACUGCCUGACAGUCUCCUCUCUGAAGGGCCUUCACUCGCAUCUAUCCCCGAUGCUCUUAACUCCUCUUCUUCAGGCCUUCCUCCCAUCCCUGACAUCCUGAGCCCUAUGCCGGUGUAUCCAGCCGGAGUGCUGCUGGUGUGCAACAGCUGCGUGGCCUAUCAGCAGUUAGUGGAGGCCCAGUCGCCGAUGCGAAAGUGGGCUCUGCGUAGGAAGAACGAACCCUUGGAAGCUCGCUUGCAGCGUCUGGAACGCGAGCGUACGGCGAAGAAGAACAAGCGGGCAUGUGAGACAGAAGAGGAGAGGGAGCUGAGGAGGCUGCGGGACCGAGAGGCCAAACGCAUGCAGAGGAUGCAGGAAACGGAGGAGCAGCGGGCACGUCGGCUGCAGAGAGACAGGGAGGCCAUGCGUUUAAAGAGGGCCAACGAGACGCCAGAGAAGAGGCAGGCCAGGCUGAUUCGCGAGAGGGAGGCAAAGAGAAUCAAGCGACGCCUGGAGAAGAUCGACCCUGCUCUGAGGACACAGAUAGAGCAUGAUCCUGCCGCCAUGGCUGCUCUGACAGCAGACAUGAGUCUCUUUCAGUUCCCCUGCCCUAUGCCUGUCCCCUCCAUUGAUAAUGGUCUUUUCAUGAAGCUGCCCUAAUUGGACUAGGCCACUGGGGGGGAAAUCAACUGGCUUCUAGCAGCAUUAUUAACCUCUGCACUGCGCCAUCAGGCUGCUGUGGUCCCAGUGAACCAUUCCAAGCUGGUUUCCUCCCAGCUUCUUCUGUGUGGAACACCUUCACACACAAACUGCUUUGUUAAAUACAACAAACAUUUCUUCAAUUUCUAAUUUAUUAAAGUCUAGAAAACCUUGGGAACAGGGUCGAGAAUGUUUCAUAUCGUGUGGAUGAUGAACUAAGAGCAUGUUGUAAAGAGAUUUAUCUGUACGUCAAUGGACAAGCAGAUUGACACAGUUCAUUCUAGUAGGAGCAGUUACACUUCCUUUGAGGAAUAAGAAUCUUUUGCACAUGGACCUUCAGUGAUGGGAGUGGGGACUUUGUAGCCACAGCCCCCUCCUCUCUGGUCCACUCCGCCAACCCAGUGACUCGGAUUUACUGGUAGCUACACCUCUCUCUUCAAGCUGCUGCCGUGGGUCCCUGAGAAGUUCAUAUUCAGUCUAACUACUACCUCAGCCGGCGCCGUACUUGCGCCUUUCUGUCCUGUGGCUUACUGCGUUCCAACUCCAAGCUUCCAAAGCUCUAUAUGUACUGUACACAACUACAGAGGAUGCAGGUUGUUUUCCACAAUUUGUGUUUAUAUUUAUCAUUCAGGCACUUUUAUAGGACACAUACAUUCGCAGGAGCAACUCAUUUACUGAAGCUGUUACUACUUUUAAUUCAGAGCAUUUGAUUCGAGUGUUUCUUAGCUGAUAAGCUCUGAAUGUUUGUCCUAUUGAACACACCCAGUGUUGAGCAACAUUCCGUUCUCCUGAGUUGUACAUCUUAAUGCAUCCGCCUCUUUACAUUAUCUUUGCCAAGAUUUCAAUCUCUUUUCAUUACACUCCAAAUAUUUUGCCAAUGUCAUUUCUUUUUUUUUAUGUUCUGUUACAGAGCUUCUUCUCUGGCUCAUAAAAACUCAGUCUCUGCUGCUGUUAUUGUACUGUACAAUACAUUAGUUACCUCUUCUAUAUAUAUAUAUUGGGCUCAUUCCGUUAAAGAAUAUUGUGCUAAAAUGUUCCAUUAGGUGGUCAAAAGGAAACAGUACCUAAUAUGUUACCUGUUCACCUCAGAAUUUGUCACGUUACUUGAAUUCUGCCCACAAAGAUGCAUUUGUUUUCCUGGUUCUGAGUAAAUUACAACAUGAAUGUGGGUUAUUAUUGUUAAUAUCUAGAGAAUCAUACACAGAUACAUGCAACCUCUGCUUUGUGCAAUUUGUGUAGCAUUCAUAUGAAUUGUAAAGCUGCAGUAACUUCAAAAAUGUAUACCACUUAAAUUUAGGUUAUUUUUUAUAUCCAUAAGUCAGCAGAAACAUAUUUAUUGAGUCACAUAACAGGUGGAAAUUAUUUUAAACGCCAACAAAACAAUGUUUUUUUUGUUUCUUUGUUCCGUUACUGAGCACAGGGGCUACUUUCAUGACACAUACAGCCCUUACCGGGAGAUUUUAUUAAUCUGUAUUCAUUAACCUCAUUCCAGCACAUAUUUAUGCAAUAUGAUGUGAAUAUAUUUUUCUUGUAAAAGUGUUUGGGGUACUUUGUUGGUAGAAAACUGUUUUGAUGCUUAUUUUCGAGGCCAUGUUUGGAUAUCCCUUGUUUCAUUUGCUGCCUGUAAGGUUACCUCCAGUUUAUUUGACUUUGCUUCUCCAGAUGCAAACAUUUACAGUGUCAAACGAGCAGUUUCAGAAGUAUUCUUCAACAAAUAUGACGAGUAGUGGUUCUGUUUGAGUCACUCCUAGAUGAGAGUCAGUCUACCUGGCGGUUUGUUGCAGCAAUUUUAACAAAGAAGAAGAAAAAAAAUGUCUAGGGACUUAUAGGGGCUUUUCUGGGAGUGCAUCAAACCUCUAUGCAACAGAUGUGCUAUUUAUCAAGGGAAAUGAAUUCACUUUUCACUGAAACUAUGCAGAAUGCGACUUUAAUUUAAACAAGACUUCAAAGUAUAGAGUUCAGGUUCUCAGGCAAUUUAACUCAGUGAGAGGACUCAGAGCCUUGAUUCAACACCCCGGUCCAUAAGAUUGAUUUAUAGACCUGAUGUGAUAGUAACAGGUUUAGGUAGUUGUAUGACUUUUCUAGAGACACUUUUGUCUUCUCAGAUACGUUCUCUCUUCCUAGUUCAGCACAUAAGAGCAACAGGGUCUCACUGCCAUCCUAUUCAUGACAGACACUCUACCAAGGGCAGAUCACUGUUUUCAGAAAAAGGCUUCAGGUGUCAUUUAUUUCUCUUCUCCUCUCUCAGAAUAUGAAUACUGGGUAUUCUCAGAGGUUGCUCUUUGAUAUUGCUGUGAUCCCCUUUGUCCUGCAGUGGAAUAAUGGGACAGAAAAACAUCAGCGUCAGUGGUCUGGCAUACUAUUGCAAAAGGAAGUACUGUGGACUCUGAAGUGGCGCUGGUCUUUACGAGCAGUUCUCUCAGUAUGGAUUAGGUAAGCACUGCAUGUCGUGAAACUGCACUUGUCCUAGAAUGGUUCAAUAUGAGCUUGUGUUCUACUGUUAGUUUAUGCCUGCCUGUUUUUUACAGUUUAAUCAAAAAUAUGUUGUUGAAAAUGUUGGCCUUUCUAUAUUAAUUCUAUCAGGAUUUUCUCUCAAUGUCCAUGUUUACAAAAUAAAUCUGAACAAGGCCAAAUGAAUGAGCUGAACUGCUAACGACUGAUGUAUCAUUGCAUUCUGACUGGAUGGCACUUCGGGGACGUCAUCCUCUGUUACUGGAUUAACAGAUGUACAGACCACGAUGAAACCUGGUGAAGAAUGUGGAAAUAAACAUUGAGUUUAUUAUAAUGUUA
Molecule: messenger RNA, 4979 nt
Organism: Amphiprion ocellaris (clown anemonefish)
Lineage: Eukaryota; Metazoa; Chordata; Actinopteri; Pomacentridae
Gene: znf821
Product: zinc finger protein 821
Exons: 6
Coding region: 606-2150 (514 amino acids)
Biological process (GO): regulation of transcription by RNA polymerase II
Cellular component (GO): nucleus
Molecular function (GO): RNA polymerase II cis-regulatory region sequence-specific DNA binding; DNA-binding transcription activator activity, RNA polymerase II-specific
Source: RefSeq, a predicted model, not a curated record